CAAAAGUCGAAUGACGUCAAAUACAACAAAAUGGCGGUAGAUUUGCUAGAUUCGUGACAGUAAUGCAGAGUUUUGAACGAAGAAAGUGUUUGCGACAAAGGAUCUUUUGAGUGGACAACAUGACGGAACCCAAGAGACUUCCAUUUACCACAGUUACUGAUUCUGAGAAGGAGAAAAAGUCGAAAAAGGACCCUCCAACUGUCCGUUUCAGUUUGUCCCUCAACACUCCGAACGAACAACAGUGCUCAGAGUUUUCUUAUGCAGAUUUACUGAAAAAGUCACUGGGGGAGAAGAAGCCAGCAGAAAAUGGGGAUGAUCCUUUUGGUGAAGAUGAAGACGCUGAAGCUAUGGCGGCCAUUGCAAAGAAAUUUGAAGAGAAAUAUAAUCCAAAGAACACAAAAUGGAAAAAGAAACAUGGCCGUAUACAAGACUAUGUUGACCUUGGUGAUGGGUAUGAUGAAAAUGAUGAGUUUAUUGAUAAUUCAGAAGCUUAUGAUGAAGUGGUACCAGCCUGCUUAACAACCAAACUUGGAGGAUUUUAUAUAAACUGUGGAAAAUUAGAUUUCAAAGAGUUAUCAGACGACUCAGAUGAUGAUUUCAAACUAGGAACUCUCAAAAAGAAAAAGAAGAAAAGGAGAAUAGAAUCUGACUCUGAAUCUGAUGGAGAAAAGAAAGAAACCAAAAUAAAAAAAAGAAAAAUAAAAGAUGGUAUUGAGGGAGGAGGAAAGAAAAAGAAGAAAUUACUAAACGGAGAAGGAAAAGAAUUUAAGAAACCAAAGAAACCAAAUCCUGAUAAAUCCAAAAAGAAAAUGUCACCAACUGUGGCUGAGUUACUAAAACAACAAACAGAAUCUACGGCUGGUGGAGAAUCAAAUAUGAACGGGAGAUUAACCCCCAAUGUUAAUAGUCAGUCGUCACAGGAAGGAUCAUCACAAGAUGAAGGUAUAGAUUCUGUGAUAGAUUCUGUCAUAGCCAUGAGUAAAGGUGACAAGCUGGAUGCUGUGUUUGAUUCAGUGAUCGGUAUGACAGACUCAAACAGCAAAGAUGGCAAUGAAGAGAAAAAACCUGAAUCUGCACCAAAGCUACCGGACGGACUCAAACCAGAAUUUCUUCAAAUUAUUGAUAAACUGAAAGAGACUGCAAAGAGUUCUAAUGUUAGCAAAGGGAAGUUUUUCAAUGGAGAAGUCAGUGAAAUGCUUUUAGAUAUUGAACUGACAACAAGACAGUUACCCUGCAGUCAGAGAUCUGUUAUAUUUGGACAUUUAGCCUGGUUCCUACCCUGUACCAAAGAUACUUUACUGAAGAGAGCUAAGAAACUGAGGUUAGAUAGACAAGAAGAUCAACUGAAAGGACCCUUACAGAAACUUAAAGAUGCUAUUGCAAGUGUUAUGCCUGCGCAACAAGAGAAGCAUGAUGCAGAAUUUCAGAUUUGGAAGCAGAAGCAGGCAGAAACUGAUGCCAACAAACCAGAGGAUAAUAAACCUGAGGGUAAAGAUGGGGAUACUGAGGACUCGGAGGAGGAAGGGGAAAAAUCAAAUGCAACAAACCAGGAACCUACCAAGAAAAAGGUGGCAGCACCAAAGAAAAAAUUUGAAUGGAAUGAAAAUCUUAGGGCAUUGUUGUGUGAUGUUGUUCGGGUUAAGAUGAAGAUAUAUAAUUACAUGAAAACAAGAACACAGACAGCUGAGGAAUACCUAAAGACAUUUAUAGAAAGAGAGGUCAAAAUAUUAUGGCCUAAAGGAUGGAUGCAAACCAGUGUUCUAUUCAAAGAAAGUAGAGCAGGACAUGUAGCCUGGACAAACCCACCAAAGAUCAAGAAAGUGCCAGUAAUAAACAAAACAUCAAUUUCUGCUGCCAACACACCAGCCAUGACACCCAAGCAAGGAAUAACCCCUUCUAGUGCCCCUCUGAUGGUAACAAAACAAGGUGUUACUCCACUUAGUGCACAAGGACUAUCCCAGAAACCUGUUGUUUUCCCAGGAAAUACCCCAGUGAGACCCCCAGGUUCAGGGGACGCUGGUAAAAUCAUUCCCACCUUAUUAGAUUAUGCAAAUGAUCAGUCAUCUUCAUUGGCAAAAUCUGCAGCAGACAAGAUGACACCAGGAAAUAAGGAGAAAACAGGAAGUAGUGUUAGUGGAACUUCACCUGGACUCUCACUCUUGGCAUCCUCGGCAGCAUCUCAGAAAUACAUAGGUGAUAGAUCUUGGGAUCAUGUGGUCUCUGAUAUUUUAAGAUCAUCCCUAACAUCUCCAACCUCAGGACAAAAUACAAAUAAUAAUAACAGCCUUGCAGCACUUCAGUCUGAGAGUAAGAAGGAUUCAACUUUCCUUAAACAGUUUCAGAAUUAUGCAUCUUCUGUGUUUCAACAUCAGCUGGUUAAAGAUGAAAGCAAAACUUCACCAACAAAAAGUCACCAGCAGCAUGCAGUUCAGUCAUCUCUACAGAUAAAACCACAGGAUGCCCAUCAAAUGGUUCAAAAGUUGAAAGCAGCACAGGCACCAAAGCAAUCCCCAACUCCAGCACAUCAAAAGCAAGUGACUAACGCUCAGUUAGCGUCGUAUCUAACUCAGAAGGCUGCAUCAGGGAACAUUACAUCAUUGAUAAAUCAAGAUGCAUAUAAACAAUUUCUUGAAAGUCGAGAAAAACAAAUUUCUCAAAUUCAUCAUGGAGAUGGAAAGCCAAAAACUGUUGUUACUCAGCGAGUGAAUAAACCAAAAACAAUAGUAGUGCAUUCCGGGAAUUCCGUUCAUGGAAGACCGGCAGUUACGACAAAAUAUUCUCCACCAAACAUAGGAAAUAAUAGUUUAGAUAGUGCUAAAAAACCAACAUUGAUGCGUUCAAUAUCUCAGGGUUCAGUAUCCAUGCAAACAGGAAACCAGAUUCAGGGAUUAAGAAUAUCACCAACGUCAGCACACAUAUCAGCUCAUCACGUCUCCCCCUUGGCAUCCCCAGGGGGAGGACAAAGACAGUCACCCUCUAAAUCUGGUGGCAGCUAUCAUAGUCCACAUUCAGUUGCUAGUUUGACAAGUCCCUCAAAAGGGGAGGCAACUGCAACUAAUUUAUUACAAAGUUUGUUUGGUCAAAUUGAUCAGGCACAUGUACAACAGAAAUCCCCGUCACCUUCUGGUGGUGUUAACCGAACCACACCACCACAAGGUAAAUCUAGUGCUUCUCCUAUAUGGAGUAUGACUUCAAUAGUGCAAACAAAACCCUCUAACACAUCUCCUUCAUCCUAUGCUCUACCAGGAAUGCCUAAACCAGUUCCAGGGUACCAGAGUAUUAAACUAUCAGCUUUCAAUAAAGAGACAGGAGGAAUACAACCACCACCACAUUCUCCUACCAUGAAAUCUUUGCUCCACAACAGCAUACCUCAGGGCCUUGUUAACCAUCCAGGAAAUAAUUUUGUUCCAACAAGUCCUAUAUUACCAGGACAACCAAAUGCUAAUUUACAGAGUCAAGCAGGAUUUUUCCCACCCUUCACCACACAACAAUCAACUUAUCCCUAUGGAACUUACUAUACAGGUAAAUCUUCAAAUUCCUCACAUGGUUACUGACAGAAGAUUUGUUUACUAAAUCCAACAGAAGAUAAAAUGCAUGUGCCAGUUAUUUAUAGUGUUUGUAGCUAUAGCGACACAGACAUUUAAUUAGGGCAUACAUUAAUUUUUGUAAUUGUAAAGUUUUUUUACGUAAUUUAAAUAAUUUCAUUUAUCAUCUGGAAUUUGUAAUUAGAAAAUGAAAUUAUUAAUCUAAAUUUUUGACACACUCGACUGUUAUAAAAUUACAAUUAUAAAUU
Messenger RNA from Mytilus trossulus (common blue mussel), 3793 nucleotides. RefSeq names its product ubinuclein-1-like. The record is from RefSeq and is a predicted model, not a curated record. The transcript is spliced from 17 exons. Gene Ontology annotation, cellular component: nucleus. Bases 120 to 3554 code for a protein of 1144 amino acids. Lineage: Eukaryota; Metazoa; Mollusca; Bivalvia; Mytilida; Mytilidae. Gene Ontology annotation, biological process: chromatin organization.